CUCGGAUGUCCCAGCACUAAGGGGCCACGGGAAGGCAGGGGCAGACAAAUGGCUCCAGAUGGAGCAGGCAGGAAGGCCAUCAGCCCCAGGGGCUUUCUCCCAAUCGGAGCCACUCCUCAAAGGCAGGGCCCGGCCGCAGCUUCAUUUUGUUCCUGAGAAACCACCAUGGGCCCCAUGGAGCUGCUGUGCCCUGGGCCGGCCAAAGGCCUAAAGCACUUCUCCCGCGAUGACCUUUGCCACCAGUCUGGCUCGGUCUCACCCGGACCCUGGCAAAGAGCUUAGCCGGGCUCCUGGCCCCCGCUCCACCAGUGGAGACCAAAGGACUCUAACAGUCCACAAAGGGCCUGGGGGAAAGCUGGGGGGAGGAGUCAAUGUGCUGCCUGCCAGGAUGCUAAAAUGACCUUUGGCCUGGAAAAAGCUGGGGGAAAGGGAUCCUCAGGUCAAAAUAAUCGUCUCUGAGGAGUCAAAGGAGCAUCACGCAGGAGGCACCUGGGCUGGCGGCCAUCUCUAGGGCCUCAUGUGAUUCUGGCUCCCUUGGACAGCUGGCCACUGGGUCUUUCCUAACUGGGUAACCCUGCCAUUCAACAAGGAACCAAAAGUAGUUUUCUCGGGCCGGCGGCACCUGCUCCUUGGAAGCAGCGACCCUGAGUGGAGAAGGGGGAAGAGUGCUCAAAUGUGGCCAAUGUGAGGGCUGCGUGAUGGGGGAAGACGGGAAAUGAGGUGGAAUGGACACACAAAGCUGGGCGGCUCAUGCAAUGUCCACUGCGGGUAGGGCCAUGCUGAGUGAUGGGUCGGGUGGAGAAAUGUCAGAGAAGGGGGCCCAGGGUAAGUGGGGCAUCUCUGCCUCUGUAAGCCCCUCCCACUACCUUCGCAGGCCCCUUCCCCACAGACUGGCCCCACUCCAUGGGUCUCCUCUUUCUUCGAAAGCCCCUCCUCAUUCCCACUGCCCGCCCGUUGGGGAAGCUCUCCUCCCCCUCUCUCCAGCCCGUGGCUGUUCAUGUGAACACAUUCCCCGUUCUCCGACUAGAAUUCCAAGAAGAUGAGAACCGAGUCCUGCACCUCCAGCUCAGGGCCUACAGAACCGAACCUUAAUAUGUCUGUUGAGUCAAAGGGGGAAACUGAGACCCCCUUCUGGAUUCUUUCAGGAACCAGAGAGGAUCGUUCCCCCUUGGGUGACUGACUUCCCAACAACAGGGCCAAGAUCCCAAAGGCGGUGGGCGAGGGAGCUGCCCUCUCCCCACAAUUGCCUCUUGGUUCUAGAGCCCUCCGGCCAUUCUGGUGCCCACUGUGCCUCCUCCUCCCGCGUUCUAGAACUGCCUGCCCCCAGUGAGGUGUGUGGUCCGGCUCUGCUGCCAUGCGCUGGCGUGACAGGAUCUCGGUGCUCUUCUUCCCGCAGGGGGUGGUGCUGACGCUGGCCGCGCUGCUGCUCUUGAUCCUGCACGUGAGCAUCUUUGCCAAUGACGUGCACCACUUCUGCAUCACCCGCAACUUCAAUUACAUGAGCUUCCGCAGCACCAUCAUCCUCCUGGUGAGUGAAGGGGGUGCAGGGGGCCGGGGCCGGGGCCGGCGGGACCCUUCCUACAGCUCGUGGGGGCGCCAGUUCUCACAGGUGAUGAGCAUCUGGUGGGCCUCCCUGGGGUCACUCUUCGCAGAGCUGAUCGAAGAUAGGGUUCUGAAAUGUUUUUCCCUGACCAUCCUGAUGCUCAACACGGCCAUGUUCAUCAAUCGCCUGACCUUGGAGUUCCUCACCAUCAACUACCGGGAGGAGAAGCAUUGAGAGGCUGGUGAGGUGCUAGCGCCAGGGAAGGAAAGGCCUUGGCUCAACUUUAAUAAAGUCUGUCAUUUAUUUUCAA
Antechinus flavipes (yellow-footed antechinus) is the source of this 1853-nucleotide messenger RNA. RefSeq names its product transmembrane protein 262 (gene CATSPERH). NCBI's taxonomy places the organism in Eukaryota, Metazoa, Chordata, Mammalia, Dasyuromorphia, Dasyuridae. The transcript is spliced from 2 exons. Bases 1355 to 1777 code for a protein of 140 amino acids. The record is from RefSeq and is a predicted model, not a curated record.